Aspergillus wentii DTO 134E9 is the source of this 1254-nucleotide messenger RNA. RefSeq names its product protein-degrading AAA family ATPase MSP1. Gene Ontology annotation, cellular component: mitochondrial outer membrane. Lineage: Eukaryota; Fungi; Ascomycota; Eurotiomycetes; Eurotiales; Aspergillaceae. Bases 1 to 1254 code for a protein of 417 amino acids. The transcript is spliced from 2 exons. The record is from RefSeq and is a predicted model, not a curated record. Gene Ontology annotation, molecular function: ATP hydrolysis activity; ATP binding.
AUGGCUUCAGCGCGCGGACCCCGAUGGCAGCAGUUCCUGCAAGAGUUGGUAAUGGUUGCCGGCACAUCGGCCUCUGCAUACUUCCUCAUCCGAUAUCUCUUGUCCCGUCUCGAUUUUGACCCCGAAAGCCAGAAGAAAGAGGAGCAGAAACGCAAAUCUGCGGCGAUCCUACGGAAACUCGAUGGAACAGAAGAGUCGGAUGAUGAUUCGCCGCGCAGAGGGGGAAAGCGAGGGCGCAAGGGGCCGAGGAAAGCAGAUCUGGUCCUCAACCAGUAUGAGCAGUCGAUCGCGAUGGAUGUUGUCGCCGCAGAGGAUAUACCGGUCUCGUUUGAGAAUAUCGGUGGUUUGAACGACAUCAUUGAGGAGUUGAAAGAAUCCGUUAUAUACCCGCUUACGAUGCCUCAUCUAUACUCUUCGACGUCUUCGCUUCUUACCGCGCCUUCUGGUGUUCUGCUAUAUGGUCCCCCCGGGUGCGGAAAAACGAUGCUGGCUAAAGCCCUCGCCCACGAGAGCGGCGCAUGUUUUAUCAACUUGCACAUCUCGACGUUGACUGAGAAGUGGUAUGGUGACUCAAAUAAGCUUGUCAAUGCUGUCUUCUCUCUGGCCAGGAAACUGCAGCCUUCGAUUGUCUUCAUUGAUGAAAUCGACGCCGUGCUCGGUACAAGACGGAGUGGAGAGCACGAGGCCAGUGGCAUGGUGAAAGCUGAGUUCAUGACCCACUGGGAUGGACUCACAUCAGCCAGUUCAUCUGGUGAGCCUCAACGUGUGGUUGUGCUGGGAGCUACCAACCGUAUUCAAGAUAUCGACGAGGCAAUUCUUAGGCGAAUGCCCAAGAAAUUCCCCGUGACUCUUCCCCCGGCCCAACAGCGAUUACGCAUCCUCAGUCUCAUCCUCAAGGAUACCAAGGUGGAUCGGGAGAAUUUCGAUCUUCACUACCUUGUCAAGGCGAUGGCGGGGAUGUCAGGUAGUGACAUCAAGGAAGCCUGUCGCGAUGCAGCCAUGGCUCCUGUCCGAGAGUUGAUUCGGCAAAAGACGGCAGAUGGCCAACAAAUGAACGCAGUUGAUCCCAAGGAAGUUCGUGGUCUUCGGACCGAAGACUUUUUCAGUCGUGCUGGAGGAGUGCGAGUCAUCCCACCACCGUCUUCGCUGCCGGCACAGUCCAGCAAAGCCAACUCCGAAAGGGACUGGAGUACCGAAUCAGACGCAGUAUCCGAAGUUGAUACACGACCUGAAAUGACGGAGCCCCCUGAAUAA